AUGAUACGCAUGUUACCCAUUGACAUGGUCCAGAUGAGAGAGAGUGUGAGUGCGCGUGGAGCUGGGAACUACUUAGACCUGAGCAUAUUGGAGAGGCCACCUGAUCAAGCAGAGGAGCCACAGGAAACACCAGGUGAGAUGCAAGGUGAUGCCAAUGCAGGUGUGUGGUCGAACCAUGGAGGAGAAGAGUUGUCACAACAGGCGAGCGACCACAACGACGACAAUGCUGCUAGUGCUGCACCUGCUGUUGCUGCUGCCGCGCCAGUGUCAGUUGAGUCAGAGCGUGUGGUGGAGCAUGAUGAUGGUGACAGCUCGCCUUCAAAAAGGGCGAGAGUGCAGGAGCAGCUUGAUCACACGCCACUUGUUCGUGCCAUGCGGUUUGAUCCUCAGUUGCUUGAUUCUGGUGCACCGCGUGGCAGUGCACAAGGUCCGUUGUAUGCGGCAGGAGCUCACGAGGUUCCUGUUCCUGAUGAAGCAGAGGAUGACCUUGAAGUGCAUGCGAUUAUUGGUUGCUUGAUCAUCGUUGGCGCAAGUUGGUGCGGAUGCAUGUCGUUGAGCGUGAUGUCGAUUACUGCGUGCAUGAGUUCUGCAUGGCGUGCUGGCGUCAGAGGUGACUCCAAUUCUGGGCUGUGGACCGGGAAAACUGAGUUCAGCUUGAAAGAGGGCUGGAAGUGGAAAUCCGACGAACAGGAGUGCCACGAGGUUACCAGCAAGAAGGGCAGGAAGGAGCUCAAUGAAAAUGAAAUCAAGGAGGAUCGGAAGCAAGGCUUGAUGGCGGCAAAGAUGAAGGAGUGGAAAAAGUUGCUGUCAAGUGGGGCGAUAGUUGUGCACACGGGCAAAGAUGCUGAAAGGAUCCGGCGUGAAACACCACGUGAUCGGUUUCUGAAGUCAAGGUUUGUUUUGACGGAGGCUGAACCAGGAGCCUCACCAGAAACGUCAGACAUCAAGGCCAGAUGGUGUAUUCGAGGUUACCUUGAUCCCGAUCUGUUGACUCUUGACACUUGUGCUCCUACCCUGUCGGCAGAAGGGCUGGCAUUGGCUUUGCAGUUGAGUGCCUCCAUGAGGUGGCGCAUUCAGAUUGCUGAUGUUGAGGGAGCCUUUCUCAGGGGUGACAAGCUGGAGCCAGGCAGAGGCAGAAUCUUCAUUGAGUUGUCGAGAGAGAGAAGAAGAGACAAGUGUGAGAGCGUUACUGAAGAUGAGCGACAACAGAUGAGAGGAGUCCUUGGAGGGAUGAACUGGCUUGUGAGUGGCAGUCGUCCUGACCUUGCUGCGUGGAGUUCUUUGAUGCAACAACGUGUGAACUGUGCAAACGUUGCCGAUUUGAUUGAAGUCAACAAGUUAGUGAGUAUGGCACACGAUGGCAAGGAGGCUCACAUAUGGAUCAAGUCCAUACCAGCGGACAAGGUGCAGUUCGUCAUGCUGUCUGAUGCUGCAUGGGCAAACGGCAAGGACUGCUGUUCCCAGGCGGGCUAUAUGAUAGCUGCAUGCGACGAGCGGCUUCCAGCUGGUGAACGGGGCGAGUUCUCCAUUUUGAGAUGGCGAAGUUACAAGCAGGACAGACAGACGCAUUCUACGCUGGGACUAGCAGAGUGUCGCUGGGUUCGUGCAAUGUGGUGCGAAGCUACUUGUGAGAACUACGAGCUUCGACAAGAUCACCAGUGGAGCUGCAACAUUCCGGUGACGGCUGUAAUUUACUGCAAACCAGUCUUCGAUCAUGCCAACAGUCCGACGGUGGCCAUCAAGGACAAGAGGAUGGCUAUUGAGAUGUUGUUAUUGAAAGAAGACAUAGGCAUGUACAAUGUCAGCUUGCGUUGGAUGGCUACAAAGCAGAUGAUUGUGGAUGUUCUCACGAAGAAGGGUGCGCAGUUAAGUCUCUUUAAGAAGGUGGUUCGGGAUGGUUGGUUUAUACUCGUAGAGGACGAAGCGGUGUUGGGAGUUACUUCUAAGAAGUCUCCCGCGUCUGGACAUGUUAAUCCCGGGAUGUGA
Symbiodinium sp. CCMP2592 is the source of this 1986-nucleotide messenger RNA. The record is from the annotation of a GenBank genome assembly. NCBI's taxonomy places the organism in Eukaryota, Dinophyceae, Suessiales, Symbiodiniaceae.